UGCUUGGCAUUCCUGACUGUGUUGGUUAGAUGUGGUGGGUACAGUAAAGCUUACGCUAUCUACGUAUGUGGCCAUGGAUGCACGUAUGUAGGGGGCCUCCAAAAGUCACGUGGCAUCAGCUAUAUGCUCUGCAUCCGUACGGAGGUUAGCGCAUCUGUAGUAAUUAUCAGCCAAUCAAACUUGAUUACAAAGUUGCGCGGGGGUAAGCGGUGCAGAGCCUCUGGGAUGUGUGUGGUAAGACGGAGGAGACGGCGUAGCAACCACACCACUUCACACAACUCCACCUCAAACUGCCUCUUCCAAGUAUCGCUUCUUGAGCCCAAUAAAUAUCCGCAUCCAUUGUGCCGCGAACCAAAGAUGUCUCGGACGAUGACGAAUGGGAGCCGUAGGAAGGAGGAGCCACAAGUAGCUCUCGUGAUCAGAGCCUGCGACAUGUGCAGGAAGAAAAAGAUACGCUGCGAGAUCGUUGCAGACACAUGCGCUCAAUGUCUUAAAUACAAAACUCCAUGCCACUUCACACCUGUAAGCAUGAAACGGACACCGAGGCGAUCACCCAAGGACAAAUAUCUCCAAGAUUUGGAACAGAGACUGAAGCGAAUGGAGGAGCAAUUGAAGUGCGCCAUGGCCCGACAGCCUGGUGCAGAACAUGCCGGGGAAAGCUCGUCUGAAUCCUCGGGAACAGCCACUCCAUAUCACCUUCAGACUGGGAUGUAUCACAACCCGCAAAUGGAAUUGGAUGUACCUAUGGUUGAAUAUACAUCGCCUACCGAGGAUUUCCUUCAACCUAUGGACUUUGGCCAACCCAUCCAGAAGACCAUCUUUGCAGAGAGUCCUGAGUAUCAAACUGCACCAUUGUUCUUGUAUGACAAUCCGCACAACCGGAACAUACCUUUCAGCCCCCUCCCGCCAGUGGACAAAGGGCUUGCUCUGAUAGAGAAGUCGUUGCGGGGCUUCAACUCCGCUUUUCCGAUAUUUGAUCGGGAAACUUUCCUUGUCAAGUACCAGAAUCCAGAGUCCAACCUAAACAACACUUGUUGGUGGGCUUGUUUGAACGUGGUACUAGCUCUCAGCCAUCGGUUCACAGGCACAACAGUUACCGAAGAGGAGCAAGAUCUCGAAGCCUGGGGAUACUUCCAAAAUGCUUUGUCAGUCAGUGAUCAAUUGAUAACCAUGGGGCCAUCAGUUCAGUCCGUGCAGGCGCUAAUUGGUCUUGCUCUCCUGUUCCUUGGAUCGCCUAACCAGGGACCGGUUUCCUUGCUAAUCUCCUCCGCCAUCAAGCUCGCUCAAAGAAUGAAAUUGCAUAGAAGCUACCAAAACUCUACACUUCCACUUUCUGAGAUUGAGCAGCGAAAGCAGAUAUUCUGGAGUGCUUACACAAUUGAUAAAGAUCUCAGUCUUACAACGGGGCAACCCCCAGCACAAGACGAUGAUGAUAUGGACGUGGAAAUGCCCUCAGAGAGUCCAUCAGAAGAAUCAAAAGUGUUUGCGUUCCGAAUCAGAUUAGCGAGAAUACAAGGACAAAUAUACAAACACCUAUGCUCCGUCAGAGCUCGUCGCAAACCCUCCAACGAACGAGUAAUGGCAGCGCGAAAGCUGGAGAAAGUCCUUCAAAUGUGGAAAGCGAAGAUUCCGGAAGAAAUCUUUGAGUACCACCAAGAAAAUGGAAACGACGGAGUAUACUCCAUUAUUCUCCAGCUCUCGUACUUCAACGCCAUCUCCACCAUCUACAACUCCCUGCCCAAUUUCCCCAUGAACUGCGAGCUCUCCAUACCUCAGCAUCCAGAAAUCACAUACGAAGCACGAAAAGCCAUCAACCUACUCGACGCAACUCCGAGAAGAAACUACGCCUGUUUAUGGGCCGUCUUCCCAAUCUACGUGACAGCCAGCACAACCCUCCUAACCUACACCCUCUCCAAACCCACCAACGCCUCCGCAGCCCUCGACCUCAAACUCAGCCAAUCGCUGCUCCGCAUGCUCGUAACCCUCGCGCGCGUCAGUGAGGGCCAGCGCCCAGAAGUCGCCGAAAUGUACCGGUCGUCCGUCGAGCUGUUCGAGAAGGCGAGAAUGGCUAUCGAGACGUCAAAGAAGGCGAUUCGCGACACGGAUAACAAAGAUGAUGUAGAUGUUGAUGAUGAUGAGAAGGGAUUAUUCGCUCCGCCGGAGGGACAGAAGGAGUCGGUGGAGGACUUUUUGAAGAGGAUGGAAAGGAUUGGGCGUGCGGGGUAUGAGCAUUUCGAUUUGGAUUUGCUUUCACCCAAGACGUUGGCGUGGGUUGAGAGUCAUAAUAUUGCGGCGAGGAAAGGGUGA
Molecule: messenger RNA, 2307 nt
Organism: Periconia digitata
Lineage: Eukaryota; Fungi; Ascomycota; Dothideomycetes; Pleosporales; Periconiaceae
Source: the annotation of a GenBank genome assembly